GCCUCCACAGGCUUAAACCCAAACUUCUACUUCCCUCCUUCAACUUUCCUUCUUCUCUCUCUCUCUCUCACAACAGUUUAUGUAGUUUCUCUUGUCACAUCUUUAAACUUGUAGGGAAAGAACAAAUAUCCGAACAAACCAAACCAACCUCAUCAUCUUAUAUUCUCUUAACCUCUCUCUACAUAUCUCGCACUAACAUUUUUUUUUUUCUCUCUCUCUUGAGUCUUAACCAAACCAUGGAGGAGACAGAGGAGUCCACUAAUGCUAAUCAGAAGUUCACUACCAAAAGAAGGAGCUUCAGGAAUGGAGGAAACUCUCAUGAGCAUCAUCAUUAUCAUCACCAUCACCACCACCAUCAUCAUCAUCACUUUCAGCACCAUAAUCAGCUGCUACAGUACUCAACUCAGCUUGGUUUGUGCAACAACCAGAACAAGUAUCAAAGAUACUAUCCAGCUCUUCUUCCUCUACCUUCUCUUAUACCUCUACAACAACUUCCUUUGACUCCACCCUUCCCUCAAAAUCACACCAUCGUGUCAAAAUCUCAUUUGCACAAGCCUCCAUGCAAACUCAAUAGCUCCCCCUCCUCAGAUUACAAGCUCUCUCAGCCACCACUUGCUCCUGCUGAAAAGGAACUUCAGCAGCAAGCUAAGCCAUCCUUUAAAGGAGAUGAUGGGAAGAAAAUGAUUCCAGCAAGGAAGCCACAGGCAGUAAUUGUUGCAAGGAGGCCAGACUCUGGUGGCCAAGAAGGUUCUGUGAUCUCUCUCCUUGCCAACCACUUUUUGGUACAGUUUGAUCCAUCACAGAAGAUAUAUCAUUACAAUGUUGAAAUCACUCCUCAUCCCUCCAAGGAUGUUGCAAGAGCAAUCAAACAAAAGUUGGUAAACAACAAUUCUGCAGUACUCUCAGGUGCUAUUCCAGCAUAUGAUGGGAGAAAGAAUCUUUAUAGUCCAGUUGAAUUCCAAAGUGACAAGCUUGAGUUCUACAUAAGCCUCCCAAUCCCCAGUAGCAAGUUGACACCACCUUAUGGAGAAAUGUCUGACUUGAAAGAGAAGCAUGAGCAGCUUAAACUCUUCAGGAUAAAUAUCAAACUGGUGUCAAAGAUCAAUGGGAAGGAGUUGACUAACUACUUGAGCAAAGAGGGUGAUGAUUGGAUUCCACUUCCACAGGAUUAUCUACAUGCUUUGGAUGUAGUUCUUAGGGAAAGUCCAACUGAGAAGUGCAUAUCUGUAGGGAGGUCAUUCUAUUCAAGUUCAAUGGGAAGAAGCAAAGAUAUUGGUGGAGGAGCUGUUGGAUUGAGAGGCUUCUUUCAGAGCCUUAGACCAACACAACAAGGACUUGCUCUCAAUGUGGAUUUCUCAGUAACUGCUUUCCAUGAGAGCAUAGGAGUGAUUCCAUACUUGCAGAAGCGCCUCGAGUUUCUUCGAGACCUUUCUCACAGGAAGACCGCUCAAUUAAGUGGUGAAGAGAGGAAGGAAGUAGAGAGGGCGUUGAAGAACAUCAGGGUCUUUGUUUGCCAUAGGGAAACUGUUCAGCGAUACCGUGUCCAUGGCUUGACUGAGGAGGUUACUGAGAACCUUUGGUUUGCUGACAGAGAUGGAAAGAAUCUGAGGCUGGUGAACUACUUUAAAGACCACUAUAACUACGACAUACAAUUCAGAAAAUUGCCAUGCUUGCAAAUUAGUAGGAGUAAGCCUUGUUAUCUCCCUAUGGAGCUUUGUGUGAUCUGUGAAGGCCAGAAGUUCCUUGGGAAACUAUCUGAUGAUCAAACAGCAAAAAUACUCAAGAUGGGUUGCCAAAGACCGGGAGAACGAAAAGCCAUUGUUGAAGGAGUCAUGAGAGGAACUGUUGGGCCUACCAGUGGUGACCAGGAAAAAGAAUUCAAACUCCAAGUCUCAAGAGAAAUGACAAGGUUGACUGGGAGAAUCCUUCACCCUCCCAAACUAAAGCUUGGAGAUGGAGGUCAUGUGAGAAACCUGACUCCUUCGCGUCACGAUCGCCAAUGGAACCUUCUUGAUGGCCAUGUCUUUGAAGGAACUACAAUUGAAAGGUGGGCACUAAUUAGUUUUGGGGGCACACCUGAGCAGAAAUCCUAUAUCCCCAGAUUCAUAAACCAGUUAUCACAAAGGUGUGAACAAUUGGGCAUUUUUCUCAACAAGAACACAAUUAUUAGCCCCCAGUUUGAGUCAAGCCAGAUUCUUAACAAUGUCACCCUUUUGGAAUCCAAGCUCAAGAGAAUACAGAGGACUGCCUCAAACAAUCUCCAGCUUCUUAUUUGCAUAAUGGAGAGAAAACACAAAGGGUAUGCAGACUUAAAACGAAUUGCUGAGACAAGUGUUGGUGUUGUAAGCCAAUGCUGCCUGUACCCCAAUCUCAGCAAGUUGAGUUCACAAUUUUUGGCUAAUUUGGCCCUCAAAAUCAAUGCCAAAGUUGGUGGAUGCACUGUUGCCUUGUACAACUCACUGCCUUCGCAAAUACCACGCCUCUUUCAUAUCGAUGAGCCGGUGAUAUUCAUGGGUGCAGAUGUGACACAUCCUCACCCUCUUGAUGAUUUCAGUCCAUCUGUUGCUGCUGUGGUUGGUAGCAUGAAUUGGCCAACAGCAAACAAGUACAUUUCAAGAAUAAGGUCUCAAACACAUAGGCAAGAAAUCAUCCAGGAUCUUGGUGCAAUGGUGGGGGAAUUGCUUGAUGAUUUUUACCAAGAGGUAGAGAAACUCCCCAACAGAAUCAUUUUCUUCAGAGAUGGGGUUAGUGAAACUCAGUUUUACAAAGUGCUUCAAGAGGAGCUACAAUCCAUCAGGUGUGCAUGUUCAAAGUUUCCUGAUUAUAAGCCUUUCAUUACUUUUGCAGUUGUGCAAAAGAGGCAUCACACGAGGCUGUUUCCCUUCGAAACUGACCGGUCUUCAACUCAAAACCAAAACCAUUUUCUAUAUGAAAACAUUCCUCCAGGGACUGUGGUUGAUUCUGUGAUCACUCAUCCAAAGGAAUUUGAUUUCUAUCUCUGUAGCCAUUGGGGUGUGAAAGGAACUAGUAGGCCAACUCACUACCAUGUCUUGUGGGAUGAAAACCAGUUUACUUCUGAUGAACUUCAGAAAUUGGUUUACAAUUUAUGCUACACUUUUGUUAGGUGUACCAAGCCAAUUUCUUUGGUUCCUCCUGCAUAUUAUGCACAUUUAGCUGCUUAUAGAGGCAGACUCUACCUUGAGAGAUCAGAGUCAUUAGGUUUGUUCAGAAGUACAUCUACUUUAUCCAGAGCUGCUCCUCCAAAGACAGCACCACUUCCUAAACUUAGUGAAAACAUCAAGAAGCUCAUGUUCUACUGCUAGCGACAACUCUUCUGCCAAUGCCAUUUAAUUUCUAGAUAGUUUAUUUAAAUCACAUGUAAUCAGUAGAUAUAGCAUGUGAAGGAAAAAUAUUAGUGGAGCAUAAAAAAUUGGAAACAUGCAAUCUUUGCUUUAUAAUUAUCAAACCAAAAAGUUCUCCAUUUUAAA
This is a messenger RNA of Cajanus cajan (pigeon pea), 3488 nucleotides long. The record is from RefSeq and is a predicted model, not a curated record. NCBI's taxonomy places the organism in Eukaryota, Viridiplantae, Streptophyta, Magnoliopsida, Fabales, Fabaceae.